Camarhynchus parvulus is the source of this 5181-nucleotide messenger RNA. RefSeq names its product transient receptor potential cation channel subfamily M member 3 (gene TRPM3). Gene Ontology annotation, biological process: protein tetramerization; monoatomic cation transmembrane transport. Bases 148 to 5181 code for a protein of 1677 amino acids. The transcript is spliced from 25 exons. The record is from RefSeq and is a predicted model, not a curated record. Gene Ontology annotation, molecular function: monoatomic cation channel activity. NCBI's taxonomy places the organism in Eukaryota, Metazoa, Chordata, Aves, Passeriformes, Thraupidae. Gene Ontology annotation, cellular component: membrane.
GAGCCAGCCCAGCCGAGCCCAGUCGCUGCCCUGCGGCACCGCGGGCGGGACGCGCCGAGCGUGGGAUGCCCGCGCCCCGGAGGGCGGCUGCCGCGGUAGGCGCUGUCAGGUCUGCGGCUGAUCUCCCGCUGGGAUUUGCGGACAGUCAUGAACCAGACCGAGGCACCCCGGCCACUCAACUGGACCAUCCGGAAGCUGUGCCAUGCCGCCUUCCUCCCCUCUGUCAGACUCCUUAAGGCGCAGAAAUCAUGGAUAGAAAGAGCAUUUUACAAGCGAGAAUGUGUCCAUAUCAUACCCAGCACCAAAGACCCCCAUAGGUGUUGCUGUGGGCGUCUAACAGGCCAACAUAUUGGACAGCCUCCAAGCGCCUCCGUUACUCAGAAUGAGAAAAGUGAAACCAGGCUGGCUCGCAAUGACAUCCAGUCGGAGAAGUGGUCCAUCAGCAAGCACACGCAGCUCAGCCCGACGGACGCCUUUGGAACCAUUGAGUUCCAGGGAGGAGGCCACUCCAAUAAAGCCAUGUAUGUACGUGUGUCUUUUGACACAAAGCCUGACCUUCUUCUGCAUCUGAUGACCAAAGAGUGGCAACUUGAGCUCCCCAAACUUCUCAUCUCUGUGCACGGGGGCCUUCAGAAUUUUGAACUUCAGCCAAAACUCAAACAGGUCUUUGGAAAAGGACUUAUUAAGGCUGCAAUGACAACUGGAGCAUGGAUAUUCACUGGAGGAGUGAACACAGGGGUCAUUCGGCAUGUUGGAGAUGCCCUGAAAGAUCAUGCCUCAAAAUCUCGAGGGAAGAUCUGCACCAUUGGUAUAGCUCCCUGGGGGAUUGUGGAAAACCAAGAGGAUCUGAUUGGCAAAGAUGUGGUCCGACCAUACCAGACGAUGUCCAAUCCCAUGAGCAAGCUGACAGUGCUCAACAGCAUGCAUUCUCAUUUUAUUUUGGCUGACAAUGGUACUACUGGUAAAUAUGGAGCAGAGGUAAAGCUUCGUAGACACCUGGAAAAGCACAUUUCACUUCAGAAGAUAAAUACAAGAAUUGGCCAAGGGGUUCCAGUGGUGGCCCUUAUUGUGGAAGGAGGUCCCAAUGUCAUCUCCAUUGUCUUGGAGUACCUGCGAGACACUCCCCCUGUUCCCGUUGUGAUAUGUGAUGGCAGUGGCCGAGCAUCUGACAUCCUUGCCUUUGGCCACAAAUAUUCUGAAGAAGGAGGGCUUAUCAACGAGUCUUUGAGGGACCAGUUGCUAGUUACCAUCCAGAAGACUUUCACAUACACCCGAACCCAGGCACAGCACCUCUUCAUUAUCCUCAUGGAGUGCAUGAAGAAGAAGGAGCUGAUCACAGUUUUUCGAAUGGGAUCAGAAGGACACCAGGAUAUUGAUUUAGCUAUCCUGACAGCACUACUAAAAGGAGCAAACGCAUCUGCUCCCGACCAGCUGAGCCUAGCACUAGCCUGGAACAGAGUGGACAUCGCCCGCAGCCAGAUCUUUAUUUAUGGGCAGCAGUGGCCGGUGGGCUCCCUUGAGCAAGCAAUGCUGGAUGCACUAGUGUUGGACAGAGUGGAUUUUGUGAAAUUACUCAUAGAAAAUGGAGUAAGCAUGCAUCGUUUUCUCACCAUCUCCCGGCUAGAGGAAUUGUACAAUACGAGACACGGACCAUCCAACACUCUGCAUCAUCUAGUCAGGGACGUGAAAAAGGGAAACUUACCUCCUGAUUACCGGAUUAGUCUGAUUGAUAUUGGAUUGGUGAUAGAGUACCUGAUGGGAGGAGCGUACCGCUGCAAUUACACCAGAAAGCGGUUCAGAACACUGUACCACAACUUGUUCGGGCCCAAGAGGCCAAAAGCACUGAAGCUGUUGGGAAUGGAGGAUGAUGUCCCUUUGCGUCGAGGGAGAAAACCAACAAAGAAAAAAGAAGAAGAAGUUGAUAUUGAUAUGGAUGACCCUGAGAUCAAUCACUUUCCCUUCCCAUUCCACGAGUUGAUGGUGUGGGCUGUGCUGAUGAAACGUCAGAAGAUGGCCCUCUUCUUUUGGCAACAUGGGGAAGAGGCUAUGGCUAAAGCUCUGGUGGCCUGCAAACUCUGCAAAGCCAUGGCCCACGAAGCAUCAGAAAAUGACAUGGUGGAUGACAUAUCCCAAGAGCUGAACCACAAUUCCAGGGACUUCGGCCAGCUGGCGGUCGAGCUGCUGGACCAGUCAUACAAGCAGGACGAGCAGCUGGCCAUGAAACUGCUGACCUAUGAGCUGAAGAACUGGAGCAACGCCACGUGCUUGCAGCUUGCAGUGGCAGCCAAGCACAGAGACUUCAUCGCUCACACUUGCAGCCAGAUGCUGCUCACUGACAUGUGGAUGGGUCGUCUCCGGAUGCGAAAAAAUUCUGGCCUAAAGGUAAUUCUAGGAAUUCUACUUCCUCCUUCAAUCCUCAGCUUGGAGUUCAAGAACAAAGAUGAUAUGCCCUACAUGACCCAGGCCAACGAGAUCCAUCUUCAAGAAAAAGAUCCAGAGGAACCAGAGAAGCCAGUGAAAGAAAAAGAUGAGGAAGACAUGGAACUCACUGCAAUGCUUGGACGGGGCAAUGGAGAGUCCUCAAGAAAGAAGGAGGAUGAAGAAGUUCAGAGCAGGCACAGAAUGAUCCCCAUUGGAAGAAAGAUCUAUGAGUUCUACAAUGCUCCCAUUGUGAAGUUUUGGUUUUACACUCUGGCAUACAUAGGCUACUUGAUGCUAUUCAACUACAUUGUGUUGGUGAAGAUGGAUCGCUGGCCAUCUAUUCAGGAGUGGAUUGUCAUCUCAUACAUUUUCACUCUGGGAAUAGAGAAGAUGAGAGAGAUCCUCAUGUCAGAGCCUGGGAAGCUGCUGCAAAAAGUCAAAGUUUGGCUCCAGGAGUACUGGAAUGUUACUGACCUCAUAGCUAUCCUGCUCUUCUCUGUUGGGAUGGUUCUCCGUCUGCAAGACCUGCCCCUCCGGAGUGAUGGCCGUGUCAUCUACUGCGUCAACAUCAUCUACUGGUACAUCCGGCUGCUGGACAUCUUCGGCGUCAACAAGUACCUGGGGCCCUACGUCAUGAUGAUCGGGAAAAUGAUGAUAGACAUGAUGUACUUUGUCAUCAUCAUGUUGGUGGUUCUGAUGAGCUUUGGUGUGGCAAGACAGGCAAUUCUCUUCCCAAAUGAGGAGCCUUCGUGGAAGCUGGCGAAAAACAUUUUUUACAUGCCUUACUGGAUGAUCUAUGGGGAGGUGUUUGCAGACCAGAUAGACCCACCUUGUGGUCAAAAUGAAACCAGAGAAGACGGCAAAAUUAUCCAGCUACCUCCCUGCAAGACAGGAGCAUGGAUCGUUCCUGCCAUCAUGGCCUGCUACCUCUUGGUAGCAAACAUCCUUUUGGUGAAUCUCCUCAUUGCAGUUUUCAACAACACGUUUUUCGAAGUCAAAUCUAUAUCAAACCAAGUUUGGAAGUUUCAAAGGUACCAGCUCAUCAUGACAUUCCACGAAAGACCUGUUCUCCCACCACCUCUGAUCAUUUUUAGCCACAUGACAAUGAUAUUUCAACACCUCUGCUGCAGAUGGAGGAAGCAUGAAAGUGACCCUGAUGAGAGAGACUAUGGAUUGAAACUUUUCAUAACUGAGGAUGAAUUGAAAAAGGUCCAUGAUUUUGAAGAGCAGUGCAUAGAAGAGUAUUUCAGAGAAAAGGAUGACAGAUUCAACUCCUCCAAUGAUGAAAGAAUCCGUGUCACUUCAGAAAGGGUAGAGAACAUGGCCAUGCGGCUGGAAGAAGUAAACGAGAGAGAGCACUGCAUGAAGGCCUCUCUGCAGACUGUUGACAUCAGGCUUGCUCAGCUGGAAGACAUGAUGGGACGAAUGGUGACUGCCUUGGAAAAGAUGGCUGGCAUUGAGAGAGGCGAGACAACUAAGAUCCGAUCCAGGACCUCAUCCGACUGUACUGAUGCAGCCUACAUUGUGAGGCAGAGCAGCUUCAACAGUCAGGAAGGAAAUGCCUACAAGCUUCAAGAGAGCAUUGAUCCCACAGGAGAGGAGUCCAUGUCCCCAACAUCACCUACGAUCACACCUCGCUUGCGAAGCCAUUCCUUCUAUGCAACAAAUAUAAAGGACAAAUGUGGGUUGGAAAAGCUGGAAAGCAUUUUUAAGGAAAGAUCUCCAAGCCUGCAUCGGGCAAUCAGUUCCCACUCAAUAGCAAAAGAAGGAAAGGCUCCUUUACCCCCUACCAGCACUUUGUCAAUCGCCCCAGACUCCAGAAGACCUUCAUCUUGUAUAGACAUCUAUGUUUCUGCCAUGGAUGAAAUGCAUUCUGACACAGAACCUCUCGAGAGCUCCAUAAAUAUUCUUGGUCCUGAAGAUGCAGCUCUGCCAGCUCACAUAGCCUCUUCCCUUUUAACUAAUAGUGCAUACAUCAGCAGUACAGCUGGUGAAAAGAUCUCUGGCAGGAGUCUUGAUUAUGAGGAAACUUCUGGAAUAGAAACAAGAGCAUUUUCUUCAGACUAUUCACAAAUCACAGAUUGCCAAAUCCCGUGGGAUUCAGACCCUCCCUUGUAUCAUACUUUAGAGCGAUCGAAAAGCAGCCGUUACCUGGCUACUACUCCAUUUAUUCUGGAGGAAACACCAAUUGUGAAAUCUCACAGCUUCAUGUUCUCUCCUUCUCGAAGCUACUUCAGCAGCCUUGGUGUCCCAGUCAAAACAGCAGAGUACACAAGUAUUACAGAUUGCAUAGACACGAGGUGUGUGAGUGCUCCCCAGGCCAUUGCAGAGAGGGCCAGUUUCCCUGGAAGCCUCAGGGGCAAAGUGGAAGACUUGGGAUGCUGCCACCCAGAGAGAGAAGCUGAACUAACCCACCCAAGCUCUGAUCAUGAGGAUGUCGAGGUCAAAGACAAGAAGGGAAUCCCCUUAUCUCCUCAAGACAGCAGUGCUACAACAAUUCUGCCCAACAGCAUCCCACUCCCAAAGAUAGAGAGAGCCAACAGCUACUCUGCAGAGGAGUCCGGCGUGUUGCAUGCACAGCACACACGGAAGAGCUACUCCAUCAGUGACAAACUUGACAGGCAGAGAAACACAGCCGGCCCACGGAACCCCUUGGAGAGGAGCAAGUCCUCAAGGCCAGAGAGCAGAGGGGACAACCUGUCCAUGAGGAGACUGUCAAGAACUGGAGCCUUCUGCAGCUUUGAAAGCAAGCACAGCUAG